This is a messenger RNA of Alligator sinensis (Chinese alligator), 5362 nucleotides long. It is a transcript of the gene COL5A3, whose product is annotated as collagen type V alpha 3 chain. Bases 47 to 4615 code for a protein of 1522 amino acids. The transcript is spliced from 60 exons. Gene Ontology annotation, molecular function: extracellular matrix structural constituent. The record is from RefSeq and is a predicted model, not a curated record. Lineage: Eukaryota; Metazoa; Chordata; Crocodylia; Alligatoridae.
CGGCAGGUGGCAUCGGGUGGCACUGAGCGUGGAGGGCCAGGCUGUGAUGCUGUGGCUGGACUGCAUGCCCGUGGCAACACUGCCCCUGGCACGGGGCCUAUGGCCCGUGGUCAGCACUGAGGGCAUCACAGUCUUCGGGGCACGGCUGAUGGAUGAGGAGGUCUUCCAGGGCGAUGUGCAGCAGCUGCUGAUUGUGCCAGAUCCGGCAGCUGCUCAGGUGUACUGCGAACACUACAUGCCUGGCUGCGAUGUGCCACUGGCCUACCCACUGCAGGCGCCCUUCCCGGAGCAGCAGAGUAGGUCAGAGCCAACCAGCACUCCACGACGGAAGGGAAAGAAGGGCAAAGGCAAAGGUAAAGGCCAGGGCCGGCGCAAGGGCAAAGGCAAGAAGAAGAGGAACAAGGAGCAGCUGGAAGUGCCCACGCCCCUCAUGGCACUAGGCCAGGAUGAGUCACUUGUGGCCCCAUCAGAGGAUGAACACAGUACUCCAGUGCCCACUACCAAUCCUGUCCCCACUGUGACCACCAGCCCUGGCCACACCAACCCCCAUGAGGACCUGGUGCUUGGGCGUGACGGGAACCCCAGUGCCACUGGCUCCUGGCCACAGGAGUAUGAGGAGUAUGAGGAGGCCACAGAGCCCCUGGGACCUGGCCGCUUUGGCCCUGCAGAACCUGAUGACACCAUGGUCUGGACCAUGCAGAAAGGCAGUCUGAAGGGCGAGAAGGGGGAGCCGGGUGCUGUGGAGCCUGGCCAGCAGUUUGAGGGGCCACCUGGACCUCCAGGCCCUUCAGGUGAAAUGGGCCCUGCAGGGCCCCCAGGGCCUCCAGGGUUUCCAGGGGACCCUGGCGACUGGGGUCCCGCUGGGAGGCCAGGCGUGCCAGGAGCCGACGGGGCGCGAGGGCCACCAGGCACAAUGAUCAUGCUGCCGUUCCAGUUCGGUGGUGACACCCACAAAGGCCCAGCAGUCUCGUUCCAGGAGGCGCAGGCCCAGGCCAUCCUGCAGCAGGCCAAACUGGCCAUGAAGGGCCCCCCUGGCCCCAUGGGCCUCACUGGACGCCCUGGACCCCUGGGUCUCCCAGGCUAUCCAGGGCUGAAGGGCGAUACGGGUGACAUGGGGCUGCCGGGUCCACGGGGGAUCCAAGGCCUGAUGGGGCCACCAGGGAGGCUAGGCAAGAGGGGCCGUUCUGGGGCCGAUGGUGCCAGGGGCCUUCCAGGUGACACAGGACCUAAGGGUGACCGGGGCUUUGAUGGGCUCCCGGGGCUGCCGGGUGAAAAGGGCCACAAGGGCGAAGUUGGGAAGCCAGGGUCACCGGGCCCCCCUGGGGAGAUGGGCCCCAAGGGUACAGAUGGCCUACCAGGGCCCCGGGGGCAGCCAGGGGAGCCCGGCAUGAGAGGCCUGGCCGGAUCGCGAGGUGUCCCCGGCUCCCCAGGACCGCUGGGUCCAAGCGGCAUCGAUGGAGCUACCGGGCCCAAAGGCAACCAGGGCAUCAUGGGCGAGCCAGGCCCCCCUGGGCAGCAGGGGAACCCAGGACCCCAGGGCCUGCCCGGCCCCCAGGGGCCCGUGGGGCUGCCAGGGGAGAAGGGUGUGCUGGGCAAGCCAGGCAUCCCAGGCGUGGCUGGAGCCGAUGGACCCCCUGGUCACCCAGGCAAAGAGGGGCCAACUGGGGACAAGGGCCUCCAGGGCCCACCUGGCACUGCAGGUCCUGUCGGCUACCCCGGCCCUCGAGGAGUCAAGGGGACCUUUGGAGCAAGAGGCCUGAAGGGCAGCAAAGGGGAAAAGGGAGAAGAUGGAUUCCCUGGCUUCAAGGGCGAUAUGGGCACCAAGGGUGACAGGGGUGACCAGGGGCCUCUGGGGCUGCGAGGGGAGGAUGGCCCCGAGGGGCUGAAGGGGCAGAUGGGCACUGCAGGGGAGCCAGGGCCACCUGGCCUGGCCGGAGAGAAGGGCAAGCUGGGUGUCCCAGGCCUGCCAGGCUACCCCGGGCGCCAGGGCCCCAAGGGCUCCACCGGCUUCCAAGGCUCUGUGGGGCUGGCCGGCGAGAAAGGCAAAAGGGGCAAGGCUGGCCAGGCCGGGCAGACAGGACCACGCGGAUCCCCGGGCCUGCCUGGAGAGCGGGGCCAGCCAGGGAGCACGGGGAAGCCAGGCCCAAAGGGAGAAUCUGGCCACGAUGGGGCUCCUGGCACUGCAGGGGAGAAGGGCCCCCAGGGGCCACAAGGUUCCAGUGGCUUCCCAGGUCCCAAGGGGCCUCCAGGUCCCCCUGGCAAAGACGGGCUGCCGGGACACCCAGGACAGCGUGGAGAGCCAGGUUUCCAUGGCAAGACCGGCCCCCCUGGCCCCACAGGGGUCGUGGGACCUCAGGGUCACUCAGGGGAAACCGGCCCCAUGGGGGAGAGGGGGCACCCAGGCCCCCCCGGUUCCCCUGGGGAGCAGGGGCUGCCAGGCGCUGCUGGCAGAGAAGGCACCAAGGGAGACCCUGGCCCAGCCGGCACCCCUGGAAGGAGUGGCCCGCCUGGUGUCCAUGGCUUCCCUGGCGCCCGUGGUGCCUCUGGCGAGAUAGGUCCAGCUGGCCUGAAGGGUGGGGAAGGCCCCCCUGGCCCUCCUGGGCCCACAGGCUCCCCUGGUGAGCGCGGUCCCUCAGGCCCUGCCGGGGGCAUCGGGCUGCCAGGACGGGGCGGGGCACAGGGCCCUCUCGGCCCUGCUGGUGAGAAGGGAUCCCCGGGCGAGAGGGGCCCCCUGGGCUCAGCUGGACAUGACGGGAUCCAGGGCCCCGUGGGGCUGCCAGGUGCAGCUGGCCCCCCGGGCCCUGCCGGGGAGGACGGAGACAAGGGUGAGAUGGGGCUGCCAGGGCAAAAAGGCAGCAAGGGGGACAAGGGGGAGCCGCACUCCUCUGGCCUGUGGUCCACCCCAUGCAGCUGGGGGGACCAUGCCCAUGCAUCCCCUUUCUGGGGCCCUGACACCAGCCUGGUCUCACUGCAGGGGGAGCCGGGUGAAGCAGGGGACCCAGGGCCUGCAGGGGAGCCAGGACACCCCGGCACCAAGGGGGACGUUGGUGAGAAGGGCGAUGCAGGGCCAUCAGGUGCAGCUGGAGCGCCAGGCAAGAGGGGACCCCCUGGUGAUGAUGGGGCCAAGGGUGAUCUGGGCCCCAUUGGUUUCCCCGGAGAUCCUGGCCCCCCAGGAGACCCUGGCGUGUCGGGCCUGGACGGAGCCCCUGGGGACAAGGGUGAUGGCGGAAACCCCGGUGCCCUGGGCCCACCUGGCGCCUCGGGGGAACCUGGCCCCCCUGGCCCCCCAGGACGGAGGGGGCCGGCAGGGCCAAUGGGGCGCGAGGGCCAUCAGGGCGACAAGGGAACCAAGGGGGAGCCAGGCACAGAGGGGCCACCUGGAAAGAUGGGGCCCGUGGGAGCGCAGGGCCCCCCAGGCCGACUUGGCCCCGAUGGCCUGCAUGGGAUCCCAGGCCCUGCCGGUGAGCAGGGCCUGCUGGGUGCACCAGGGCAGGCGGGGCCACCAGGGCCCAUGGGCCCCGUGGGGCUGCCAGGACUCAAGGGUGACCCCGGGCACAAGGGCGACAAGGGCCAUGCAGGACUCAUUGGGCUCAUUGGUCCCCCUGGAGAGAUGGGCGAGAAGGGGGACCGGGGGCUGCCUGGUGUCCAGGGCCCCAUGGGGCCCAAAGGGAAUCCCGGCAUGACCGGUCCCCUGGGUCCCCCUGGACCCCCCGGACCACCCGGACUCUCGGGGCCGGUGGGCCAGAAGGGCUCCAAGGGCUCCCCAGGGGCGCUGGGCCCCAGAGGAGACACAGGACCCCCUGGCCCCCCAGGGCCACCGGGCCCCUCAAUGGAGCUGCUGGAGCCACUGCCGCUGGCGGGAGGCCGGAGGCAGCGUCGGGGAGCACCAGGCCUGUCCCCCAAGUCUACUGAGGGCCUGGAGGAGGUUCAUGCAGUGCUGAGCUCCUUGCAGGCUGAGGUGGAGCAGCUGCGGCGCCCGCAUGGGACCCCUGAUAGUCCUGGCCGUGCCUGUGCCGAGCUGUGGCUCUCCCACCCUCAUCUGCCUGACGGUGAGUACUGGAUCGACCCCAACCAGGGCUGCUCCCGAGAUGCCUUCAGGGUCUUCUGUAACUUCACCGCUGGUGGCGAGACCUGUCUCUUCCCCGACAAGAAAUUUGAGGCUGUCCGACUGGCUGCCUGGAGCAGGGAGAAGCCAGAGUCCUGGUUCAGCUCCUUCAAGCGGGGCCAGAAGUUCUCAUAUGUGGAUGUGGAUGGGCACAUAGUGCCAGUGCCUCAGGUCACCUUCCUGAGGCUGCUGAGUGCCAGUGCCUACCAGACCUUUGCACUCACCUGCCAAAACGCAGCUGCCUGGUUUGAUGCCAGUGCCAGCAGCUUCACCCGGGCCUUGCGACUGCGCGGUGCCAACGGUGAGGAGCUUGGACACAGCCACCCUAGUGCACCCAUCCAUGCCCUUGCUGACGGCUGCCAGGUGCGUCGGGGACAGGCACGCACCGUGCUGGAGGUGCGGGGGCCCCAUGUGGAGUGGCUGCCGCUGGCUGAUGUGGCCGUCACCGACUUUGGGGGUGCAGGGCAGAAGUUUGGCUUUGAGCUGGGCCCUGUCUGCUUCGUGGGCUGAGCCGCUGCAGGAAGGGGGACAGCUCCGGGCCCCUCCGUCCCCAGGACCCCCCUGCCUGCCCACCUGGGCGCUCUCAGGACUCAAUGCCCUCCCAGGGCAGCUGUGGACAGAGCGGGGCACCCCCCCCCUAGACUGAAUGAGGUGUGGACUGCCCCCCUCCCACUCCCCUAUGGUGCUAUGAGGCUCCAGGAGGAGCCGCCCUAGUGACGCACUGGAGACAUGGCCAGGAUCAGGACCUGGACUUGGGUCUGGACCCAGCCUGGCGCAGAUGCCCCCUCCCCGUCCCCCAAGACCAUCUGUCUGUCCACCCAGCCUGCUGGGGCAGGCAGGGGGCAGAGGGGGCCUGGGGCAGGUGCUUGGGGCCUGUGUAUGGCCCAGGGGGUGAGUGAAGCCACACACAUUUGCACACACCCUCAUACAUGCACAAACACACAUGCACAUACACAUGCACACCCCCCAGGUGCAUGCCCACACACCUGUGCAUGCAAGCAUUAUGCACACACAUCCAGGCACAUGCAUACCCACCCACCUGCAUGCACAGCCAUUCACGCACGUGCGGACACACCCUCCCAUGUGCAGGUGUGCAUACACACACAUACACAUUCAGUUUGUUCACACCCCCCAGGUGCAAGAGCAGGCACAAGUGCACAACCCGCAGGUGCACGUGCACACACGUGUGUGCACACGCCGGCGGGUACACAGGCACACACCCACACACAUGCACUCACGUAUGCACACACCCACAAG